UUCCAGAAGAGUUUCACAGCGACUCACGAUUCCAUGUAAUCCCUUAAAUACGACAAUAACUUCGUGCUGAGGUUCUCCUCUUAGAACCGAAUGAAGAAACGAAUCCUGCUUUUAUUCGCAUAUAGAGGAUUAGUGAGAAAAGGGAAAAAGAGUAAAAGAAGAAAAUGGCCAGUUUUAUAUUACGGAACGCUGAACCCAAGGACGUCUCAGAUAUUCUCCGUCUCAUAAAGGAGCUUGCGAAGUUUGAGAAGAUGGAACAGCAGGUCGUUCUGACCGAGAAAGAGCUGCUGGAGGACGGUUUUGGAGAUCAUCCGUUCUACCACUGCAUCAUCGCCGAGGUGCCCAUGGACAAGCAAAGUGCACAGGGUCACACAGUGGUCGGUUUCGCCAUGUACUACUUCACCUACGACCCCUGGAUCGGGAAGCUGCUGUACCUGGAGGACUUUUAUGUCAUGGGGGAGUUCAGAGGUUACGGCAUCGGCUCUGAAAUUCUCAAGCAGCUCAGUGAAAAAGCGGUGAAGUGUCGCUGCAGCAGUCUGCAGUUCAUCGUGGCCGAGUGGAACAAAUCCUCCAUCGAGUUUUAUAAACGGCGUGGCGCCAGCGACCUCUCCCUGGAGGAGGGCUGGAGACUGUUCGAGAUCGACAAGGAGAGUCUGAUCAAAAUGAUCAAGUAAUGACGAUAAGAAAUAAAUGCAGAACAGCACGAUUUAACUUCUCUUCAGACAUCCUGAAUCAUCUGCUACAGUAAAAUGAACACAACUGCAUGUUAUUUUCUAAUAAACUCAGUAACAUUUUUACAUUCA
Molecule: messenger RNA, 803 nt
Organism: Silurus meridionalis
Lineage: Eukaryota; Metazoa; Chordata; Actinopteri; Siluriformes; Siluridae
Gene: sat1a.2
Product: spermidine/spermine N1-acetyltransferase 1a, duplicate 2
Exons: 6
Coding region: 165-674 (169 amino acids)
Molecular function (GO): N-acetyltransferase activity
Source: RefSeq, a predicted model, not a curated record